Molecule: messenger RNA, 552 nt
Organism: Colletotrichum orchidophilum
Lineage: Eukaryota; Fungi; Ascomycota; Sordariomycetes; Glomerellales; Glomerellaceae
Product: ADP-ribosylation factor
Exons: 4
Coding region: 1-552 (183 amino acids)
Biological process (GO): vesicle-mediated transport; intracellular protein transport
Cellular component (GO): cytoplasm; plasma membrane
Molecular function (GO): GTP binding; GTPase activity
Source: RefSeq, a predicted model, not a curated record
AUGGGUCUCGCAUUUUCCAAGAUUUUUGACAAGCUUUGGGGAAAGAAGGAGAUGAGAAUUUUGAUGGUCGGUCUUGACGCCGCCGGAAAGACUACGAUUCUCUACAAGCUCAAGCUCGGUGAAAUCGUCACGACCAUUCCUACCAUUGGUUUCAACGUCGAGACUGUUGAGUACAAGAACAUCCAGUUCACCGUGUGGGACGUUGGUGGUCAGGACAAGAUCCGCCCUCUGUGGAGACAUUACUUCCAGAACACCCAAGGUAUCAUCUUCGUCGUUGACAGCAACGAUCGCGACCGUAUCGUCGAGGCCCGUGAGGAGCUUCAGCGCAUGCUCAACGAGGACGAGCUGCGGGAUGCCAUUCUCCUGGUCUUCGCCAACAAGCAGGAUCUGCCUAACGCCAUGAAUGCCGCCGAGAUCACAGACAAGCUUGGCCUCCACUCUCUGAGACAACGCGCCUGGUACAUCCAGUCCACCUGCGCCACCUCCGGUGAUGGUCUCUACGAGGGUCUCGAGUGGCUUGCCACCACCCUGCGCAAGGCGGGUCACCAGUAA